Messenger RNA from Daphnia pulicaria, 3236 nucleotides. It is a transcript of the gene Clbn, whose product is annotated as nuclear export mediator factor NEMF-like. Gene Ontology annotation, molecular function: ribosomal large subunit binding; tRNA binding. Lineage: Eukaryota; Metazoa; Arthropoda; Branchiopoda; Diplostraca; Daphniidae. The transcript is spliced from 16 exons. The coding region runs from base 186 to 3182 and encodes 998 amino acids. The record is from RefSeq and is a predicted model, not a curated record. Gene Ontology annotation, cellular component: RQC complex. Gene Ontology annotation, biological process: ribosome-associated ubiquitin-dependent protein catabolic process; rescue of stalled cytosolic ribosome.
CAGACGUCAGCUCAAGACCAAGUUACCUUGCAACUUGGACUCGAACUGCUUGAACUUUAAAGUUUGAAGGUACAUCUACUUGCUUUAUUUCAUUGAUGGUUUUAGGUUUUCUCCGUGAAGAGUUUGGAGAACAUUUCAUUAUUCAACUCCAGUUUAACGCCUUUUGCGUUUACCGAUAACUUACAAUGAAAGCAAGAUUUACAAGCAUCGAUAUCGUCGCAGCUAUAGCUGAAAUCAACCUAAAAUUGAUUGGAAUGCGAGUCAAUCAAAUUUAUGAUGUUGACCACAAAACAUAUUUGAUUAGACUUCAUCGUUCUGAAGAAAAGGCAAUGCUACUCUUUGAAUCAGGAAUCAGGAUUCAUACUACCGAUUUCCAGUGGCCAAAAAAUCCAGCUCCUUCAGGUUUCUCAAUGAAGCUAAGAAAACAUCUGAACAAUAAGAGACUUGAAAUGGCAUCCCAAGUUGGUCAAGACAGAAUCAUAAAUCUUCAGUUUGGAACAGGAGAAGCUGCAUAUCAUGUUAUAAUUGAGCUGUAUGAUAGAGGCAACAUUGUGUUGUGUGAUUUUGAGUAUGUGAUUUUGAACAUCCUAAGACCACGGACUGAAGGGGAGGAUGUAAGAUUUCUUGUGAAAGAAAAGUACCCUCUAGAAGGCACUUCUGUAGAAGAUUGUAUCACCAACACAGAGGUCUUAGAAAAUUGGUUGAGUUCAGCAAAAACUGGUGACAAUUUAAAGAAAAUACUGGUUCCAAAAACAAAUUACGGGCCAGCCCUGAUUGAACAUGUGCUACUAGAGUUUGGUUUUCCGCCCAAUAGUCGCAUUGGAACACAGUUUGAUAUCACUCGAGAUCUUCCUAAAUUGCAUUUAGCGUUAAAGUCUGCCGAUAGCAUAAUGCAAAAUAUAGGAAGCAUUUCCAAGGGAAUUGUUGUUCAAAAGCGAGAAAGCAGACCAACACCUUCAGGAGAAAACCAAGAAUUUUUCACUAAUCAAGAGUUUCACCCUAUGCUAUACAAGCAACAUGAAUCACAUCCGUUCAUUGAGUUGCCUAGCUUUAAUCAAGCAGUUGAUGAAUUCUUUUCAAAAAUGGAAAGCCAAAAGCUUGACCUUAAAGUAGUUCAACAGGAACGAGAUGCUAUGAAAAAGCUUGCUAAUAUCCGACAAGACCAUGAGAAGCGAUUAGCUAAUCUUCAUCACGUUCAGGAAAUAGACGAACAAAAAGCUCGUUUGAUAGAGAUGAACCAACCUUUAAUUGAUCACGCUAUCCAGGUUGUUCGUUCAGCUUUGGCUAAUCAGGUUUCGUGGAAGGAAAUCGACGAAUUGGUAGAAGAAGCUACUCGUAAAGGCGACCCUGUUGCAAAAAUUAUAAAGAAAUUAAAGUUAUCUACAAAUCACAUCAGUCUUAUGUUGAGCCACCCAUAUGAAGAGCAAGAUUCUGACUCGGAAUCGGACGAAUCCUACAAGCCGCAACUAGUAGACAUCGACCUAGAUUUAACUGCUUUUGCAAAUGCCCGCAAAUACUUUGGCGAGAAGAAAAAUGCGUCAAAAAAAGAGCAAAAAACAAUUGAAUCGUCUCAUAAAGCUUUCAAAUCAGCAGAGAAGAAAGCUAAACAGACUUUAAAAGAAUCUGCAGCCAUAGCGACAAUCCGAAAAGCCCGCAAAGUUCUUUGGUUUGAAAAAUUCUAUUGGUUCAUCAGCUCGGAUAACUACAUUGUUGUGGGCGGUCGCGAUCGCCAACAAAACGAACUGUUGGUCAAACGUUAUUUGAAAGCCGGAGAUAUUUACGUCCAUGCUGACUUGCACGGAGCGUCCAGUGUCAUCGUUAAAAACGUUUCAGCAUCUAAUCGUAUUCCACCACGCACUUUGCAAGAAGCCGGAUUGAUGGCAGUUGGCUACAGUGCUGCAUGGGAAGCCAAAGUAAUGACUACAGCUUGGUGGGUCGAGAGUUCGCAAGUCAGCAAGACUGCUCCAUCAGGAGAAUAUUUAACAACUGGAUCUUUCAUGAUUAGAGGAAAGAAAAAUUUUCUCCCUCCUUUACCUAUCGUUCUUGGAUUCGGACUUCUUUUUCGGUUGGAAGAAAGCAGUAUUGCAAGGCAUUUGAAUGAUCGGAAGCCUAAAGCACUGGAUGAUGAAUCACCUAUUUUGGACACCGAAACCGUGGAUGAGCCUGUUUCGUGUUCAAGUGACUCUGAAAGUGAUGGAGAUGAAAAAAAUGAUUAUGCUAAAUCGAUAGAAAAUGCCCGUGCUUUGCUUAGUUUAUCUCGUGUUACCGACAACGCAGAAGUGGCCUUCCCCGAUACUGUUGUAGAUAUGAGCACAUCAUCAGGAAACCGUAACAAAAUUAAAGCUCUGAACGAAGAUGAAUCGUACACCAUAAUUGGAGAUGUACUGACCAUAAACAAAACUCAAAGAGAUGGCAAAGUAAAAGAGGAACCAAUCAAGUUAAACCAGUCGUCUAAGAAAAUGACAGAGUCGAUUACUCAAGAAACGGAAGGUGAGAAAAAUCAACAACCGACUUCGAAGAGGGGACAAAAAGGAAAAAUGAAGAAAAUAAAAGAAAAGUACAAGGAUCAGGAUGAAGAUGAGAGACAACUCAAGAUGGAGCUUUUACAGUCCGCUGGUCCCGCUAGAGACAAAGGAAAGAACAAGAACAAGAAAAAAGGAAAGAAUACUGAAACGAAGAAAGUUGUCUUCUCAAAGUCUACCGUCCCAGGAUUGAAAAAGGAAGAAAUUCUCGUAGAGACAGAGGCAGUUCCAGUAAAAAGUGAUGAAACGCCAGCCACUCAACAGCCAGCAACGGAUGGGCAGUUGGCAACAGAACAGAUCGAGGAAAAUGCUGAAGGAGACGGCAUAGAUGAGGAUGUUGAUCAGCCCGUUAUCACAGAUACUGAUAUUUUGAACGCAAUGACAGGAAUUCCUCAACUUGAAGAUGAAUUACUUUAUGUCAUCCCGGUUGUAGCACCGUAUUCUACUUUGAUGCCCUACAAAUAUAAGGUAAAAAUCCUACCAGGACAAACUAAACGAGGAAAGGCAUCCAAGACGGCAAUGUCGGUUUUCUUAUCGGAUAAAACUGCGACCAACAGGGAAAGGGAUCUUAUUAAGAGCUUGAAAGAUCAAGAUGUUGGACGUAAUUUCCCUGGGCGAGUCAAGUUAGCUAUACCCCAGUCUCUGAAGCCAAAAAAAUAAUUGUUACAAUGGGAAAUUCACUUUUCAAAAAGAAUACACAUUUUGUCAUUUUGA